AGCGGGACCGAAGCGGCGGAUUAUCCAUUCUGAGACGAGGACCAUGUGUGUGUCAUUCACUUCCGUGAGCUCAGCCCCGAGCUAACGCCAGAGGCUGGCCCCGCGGAGGCCCUCGGUGCCUGUUGAGUGAGCGCAAGCCGAGGAACGGUGGCGGUGGCGCAGAGCGCCCUGACAUUUUCCUGGAUGAAAGCCCUCCCGCCGCAGUGGCCGCCGUCACCCUCCGCCUGAAGCCCCGUCCUCUUCAACAGCUCACUCCUCCCCUGUCUCCUUCCUCCUCCAGCCCCCGCCCACCGGGACCCAGCAUGGCCAACUUCACCCCGGUCAACGGCAGCGCGGGCAAUCAGUCCGUGCGGCUGGUCACGGCUGCCCACAGCCACCUGGAGACGGUGGAGAUGGUGUUCAUCGCCACAGUGACCGGCUCGCUGAGCCUGGUGACGGUCGUGGGUAAUAUCCUGGUGAUGUUGUCCAUCAAGGUCAACAGGCAGCUGCAGACCGUCAACAACUACUUCCUGUUCAGCCUGGCCUGCGCGGAUCUCAUCAUCGGGGCGUUCUCCAUGAACCUCUACACCCUGUAUAUCAUCAAGGGCUACUGGCCCCUGGGUGCGGUGGUCUGUGACCUGUGGCUGGCCCUAGACUACGUCGUGAGCAACGCGUCCGUCAUGAACCUCCUCAUCAUCAGCUUCGACCGCUACUUCUGCGUCACCAAACCCCUCACCUACCCCGCCCGCCGCACCACCAAGAUGGCAGGCCUCAUGAUCGCAGCCGCCUGGGUCCUGUCCUUUGUGCUCUGGGCCCCCGCCAUCUUGUUCUGGCAGUUUGUGGUGGGCAAGAGGACUGUGCCAGAUAACCAGUGCUUCAUCCAGUUCUUGUCCAACCCGGCCGUGACCUUCGGCACAGCCAUUGCCGCCUUCUACCUGCCCGUGGUCAUCAUGACGGUGCUGUACAUUCACAUCUCGCUGGCCAGCCGCAGCCGAGUGCACAAGCAUCGACCCGAGGGCCCCAAGGAGAAGAAGGCCAAGACCCUGGCUUUCCUCAAGAGCCCCCUGAUGAAGCCCAGCAUCAAGAAGCCUCCACCAGGGGGCGCCUCUCGGGAGGAGCUGCGCAACGGGAAGCUGGAGGAGGCCCCUCCGCCCGCCCUGCCCCCGCCCCCACGCCCGGUGGCCGACAAGGACACCUCCAACGAGUCCAGCUCGGGCAGUGCUACCCAGAACACCAAGGAACGGCCGCCCACGGAGCUGUCCACCACCGAGGCCACCACACCCGCGCUGGCCGCCCCCGCCCUGCAGCCGCGAACCCUCAACCCUGCCUCCAAGUGGUCCAAGAUUCAAAUCGUAACCAAGCAGACGGGCAACGAGUGCGUGACGGCCAUCGAGAUUGUCCCCGCCACGCCAGCCGGCAUGCGUCCAGCCGCCAACGUGGCCCGGAAGUUCGCCAGCAUCGCCCGCAACCAGGUGCGCAAGAAGAGGCAGAUGGCAGCCCGGGAGCGCAAGGUGACCCGGACCAUCUUUGCCAUCCUGCUGGCCUUCAUCCUCACCUGGACGCCCUACAACGUCAUGGUCCUGGUGAACACCUUUUGCCAGAGCUGCGUCCCGGACCGGGUGUGGUCCAUCGGCUACUGGCUCUGCUACGUCAACAGCACCAUCAACCCCGCCUGCUACGCGCUCUGCAACGCCACUUUCAAAAAGACCUUCCGGCACCUCCUGCUGUGCCAGUACCGGAACAUCGGCACGGCCAGGUAGACCUCGCAGUGUGCCCUGGGAGGUGCUGGUGUCAGGAGUGUGCCCCGGGGAACCGCAUGGCUCGCCGGCUGCGGAAGAGAGAGUAGGCGGGCCCCCCCCAGCUCUGAGUUCGCAUCUGCCACGAAGGGAACAGGCCUCCUAGCGAGGCACGAGGGGGCUCUUCUCGUGCUGUGCGGGGAGAGCAGAUCUCUGCUGACGCCCAGGAGGCGCGGCCUGGGCAUGGUCUGGACUGGCACCGCCUGGCCCCCGUCGGUCACCUCGCCUGUGUGGUGGGGGACAAUGGCUGGAGGGGACAGCACAGGCCGGCGGACGCAUGAAUGGAGCAGAGAGCCCAGGAGCGUCUUGAGAGGAGCCAGAGAAGCCAGGCUUGGAAGGGUGGGGCCCCCGUCGUGCCGGCUGUCUGUAAUCGGUGCUUUCCGCCUCCCUGCACCCCGUCCCCGCAUGUAGGCUCGGCCCUUCCCCUGCCCCCUAGCCCCACUCCAGGCCCAGGGAUUUCCCUGUCCUCGUUGUUCAGCUCUGGGUGGGAAGCAGGGCCCAGGGCUCUCAGCGCUUCCCUCCCUUCCCUGGCCAAGUCAUAACUGGAUGGGGCAACUGCAGGGUCAUGCUAGGCCCAGAGCCGACUCCAGGGGACUGAGUCAAAUCGUGAUCCUAUUGUCAAGAGCCUCCACGCCCCACCCCAGGCCACACGAUUUAGGUGGGCAGCGCUCCCCUCUUCCUCUGUUCGAAGGGAGGUUCUGGGCCCGAGGGAAGGAGGGCCAUGGUGAGGAACUUGGUCAUCCGUGCAGGCUUCCUCAUCUCUCCCCGGCCAGAACCUUCCAGACUGGCAGCAGCCUGGACCAAAAAAGGCUCUUGGUGGGGUGAGGCAGAGUUCGAGUUGAGUCACCGAGGUUCUCUUCCCUACCCCCAGCCCUGUGGUCCCUGGGAGAGAUGGCACCCAGGUGGCCCUGGAAGACAUUUUUGUAAAUGUUCGGCUCUUCCCAUGAACUGUUGGGAGCGCUUCCUACAGAGCCCUCAACUCCCCAGUUCCCCAACCCCUUCCCCCCCAACAAAGCUCCAUGGUAAACUCCCUGGGAAGGGGCUUUUAUAUAUUAAAA
Messenger RNA from Psammomys obesus (fat sand rat), 2833 nucleotides. RefSeq names its product cholinergic receptor muscarinic 4 (gene Chrm4). Gene Ontology annotation, molecular function: G protein-coupled serotonin receptor activity; G protein-coupled acetylcholine receptor activity. Gene Ontology annotation, cellular component: synapse; plasma membrane; dendrite. Lineage: Eukaryota; Metazoa; Chordata; Mammalia; Rodentia; Muridae. The record is from RefSeq and is a predicted model, not a curated record. The transcript is spliced from 2 exons. Gene Ontology annotation, biological process: adenylate cyclase-inhibiting G protein-coupled acetylcholine receptor signaling pathway; G protein-coupled receptor signaling pathway, coupled to cyclic nucleotide second messenger; regulation of locomotion. The coding region runs from base 303 to 1739 and encodes 478 amino acids.